AGUGCUGGCGAUGACUGGCCAGUGGGUGGCGCUCAAAAGCUGCAGGCGCACGAUCUUCCCUUUUCUGCUUUCGGUGAGCGCAAAUCUGCGCACACUUGGGCGCACACCUCGAUGGCGCAGGAAAUGCUUUCGACUCAGCAGUUUAUAUGGGUCUGCAAGAAGUGCUUGCAAAGAACAUGGGGUGCCGACGUUCCUCCAGACAGCCGCCAUGGCAGAAAAUAAUUACAAUUGGUGGAAACUGACUUUUCUUCGGAAGAAAAAAUCCACCCCUAAAGUCUUGUAUGAAAGCCCCGAUAUCUAUGCUGUUGCCAGCAAUGAGAACCAGCAAGAAGUUAUGCUGGAGGACGGUGGCAGUGAUGGAACUGGGGAACAGAAAUUCAGCGCCCGGCUAGAGAAGAUUGUUGACAAAAGCACCAAAGGCAAACAUGUCAAGGUUUCCAACUCGGGACGCUUCAAGGAAAAGAAGAAAGUCAGGCCCAUGUUAUCGGAAAACCCCAAUCUCUUUGUUGACGGUCCCAAGGAUGAGAAAUGACAGGGGUAUGAAGGAGUGACAUACCCUCGUACACCCUCAAAUUUGAGGACCUUUCGCUGAUCAGAAGGCGCCUCUGACGCAUCCAUGUCAUUAAUUCUGCCAAUGCAGUUAACAAGGGGCUGUCUGCAGUCACAGAUCCAUGUCCCGAUUUUCGCUGGAAAAGAAGAGAAAUGAACUUUAUUAUUAUCUUUUAAUUUAAGGAAUAAAGCGGAUUGUAUUUUUUAAAAAAUGCAAGCUGGAUGGGUAAUUAACAGUGGGGAAUGAAAAAAUAAAACCAGUGGUCCAGCAGAAUGCAAGACCAGUCGAGAUGGCUUAAAA
Messenger RNA from Heteronotia binoei (common prickly gecko), 850 nucleotides. It is a transcript of the gene PRR15L, whose product is annotated as proline rich 15 like. The transcript is spliced from 3 exons. The record is from RefSeq and is a predicted model, not a curated record. NCBI's taxonomy places the organism in Eukaryota, Metazoa, Chordata, Lepidosauria, Squamata, Gekkonidae. Bases 11 to 532 code for a protein of 173 amino acids.